AUGACCGGCCACCAUCGCCUACCCGAGUCUCAGCUAACAAAUCACAGGACAAAUGGAAAAAAUUCAAAAAAUAAAAUCAAUAAAGAGUCACAGCCCUCCGACCGGACCUCAUCGACGUUCAUGGCGGAAGGUCAGGCCGCACCUCAAUCGGCUGCGACACGUGGAACUCCGUCCACCACGAUCGGCGAACCUUCGAACAUCAUGUCCCUACCGACAGCUCCGGAAAACACGCAGGUCAAGAUUUGCAGCAACUCAAAAUCGGGUCAGGCCCAUAUUGGAGACGGUACCCGGAUUGGCGUCACAUCCCUACCGACAGCUCCGGAAAACACGUUGGUCAAAAGUUGCAGCAUCCCAAAAUCGGCUGUCGGCGACCACUUGGAUAAAGAUGCUCAAAUCCUAAACCAAAGCCACGUGACGACAAAAGGCCCACGAUCCAUUUUUCUACCCAACCCCUUAAUCAUGCGGGCCGCUCCUGAUAAGGCCCAACCAUUUAAUAAUGGGCCUAAUCCUACCCCUUUCCUCCACCCAAAUCCUCAAUCCCACUUCCGACCCAAACUCCACACCUCCCGCUCCAGUAUGAAGAAUAGGCACUCAUCAUUAGUAGUAUUGGAACUCGUCAACAGGCACGGUCCAUGUGCGCCUUACGAGCAGCAGCUCAUGAAUCCAAGAAAACCGACGACCCACGAUGUUGCUCGCACUUCUCUCAGCCCUCCCGAUUCCACGGGCGAAUUCCAAUAUUACAGCCACCACAUCGUCACCAUGGGCUUCGGCACGCCACAAAAAAAGUUGUCCCUCGUUUUGGAGACCAGCUACGACCUGACGUGGAUUCAAUGCAAACCGUGCCCCCAUAAGAUGUGCCAUAGACAGAAUGGCCCAUUAUUCGACCCCUCCAAAUCCACUUCCUACUCCCCCAUCCCCUGCAGCUCCACUCAAUGCUCUAUCGUGGAUUUCUACACCACUUCUGGCCCCACCUGCUCCAAAACCGGCAACUGCGUCUACCAUCUCAAAGACUACGUUUCCAACAAUAUCAGUGGCGACUUCAGCAAGGACACGCUUACAAUUGCACCAAACAUUGCAUUCGCUGCUUUCAAGUUCGGCUGUACCCAUUCUGCUCAGGGCACUUUUGGACUUGAAGAUGGAGUCUUGGGGCUCGGCAGAUCCAACACGUCCAUAGUUGUCCAAACUGCUAAUACAUUUCAUCAAUGUUUCUCCUACUGCAUCCCUGCCAAAUCAUCCUCCAAGGGCUUCCUCGCACUCGGAAAAGAUUACGAUUGUACCACAAAAUUCACCCCUUUGAUUUAUAUAUCAGAUUACCCAUAUAAUUAUUUCAUCACCAUAAUUGCCAUAGCCGUGGACGGACGCAAGUUAGAUUUAAAGCCAAAGGAUUUUGGGGGACCUGGCAACACCUUCAUAGACUCCAGCACAACCAUCACCCAACUCCCGUAUUAUGCAUACAAAGUGUUGGCAAGAACAUUCAACUAUUUUAUGCUCAAUGAUUAUGGAUACUUCAACGCAUACCCGCCAUAUGAUGGCUUAGGCCUCGAAUAUUGUUUUGUUCCUCAUGGCAAAAAUGUUGUCCCAAUUGUGUCAUUCACCUUUCAGAAUGACGUGAAAAUCGAUUUGGAUUUUUCCGGAACAAUUAUAUAUUACAACAAAUCUCUAAUGUGUCUUGCUUUCAUCGACAAUGACAAUUUUCCUACUUUUGGAAUUACUCAGCAGAGAACAUUCGAGGUCGUGUACGAUGUUGGCCGCAACAAAUUAGGGUUCCGCCAAAAUAUGUGUUAAUCACUGGUUCCAGUGCAUUCCAAAUGCGCUCAUCAUCUCACCUUUGACUGCAAGGGGAGAUUUGUUUUAUUUCCAACAUGCCUGCAAGUUAGCUCUUUGUAUAGAUCAAAGAUAUAAAAUUGUGGGUACGUAAAUAAAAAGUAUAUUUUGCUACUUUUCUUCAUCUCUAUUUGAUAAUUUAUUUUAUUUUUAUUUUUUGUU
Striga asiatica is the source of this 1986-nucleotide messenger RNA. Lineage: Eukaryota; Viridiplantae; Streptophyta; Magnoliopsida; Lamiales; Orobanchaceae. The record is from the annotation of a GenBank genome assembly.